Molecule: messenger RNA, 4343 nt
Organism: Amoebophrya sp. A120
Lineage: Eukaryota; Dinophyceae; Syndiniales; Amoebophryaceae
Source: the annotation of a GenBank genome assembly
UUUUGAGUGCAGGAUUCGUAUCGGGAAAUAAACCCUUCUUCGUCACUUGAUUCAUUGUUGCGUGUCACGAGCCCAUUUGACGAUAUUUUCAAUGUUUCGAAGAAGCUAGGAAAGAAAAAAGUGACCGGAAAAGAAACGACGAAAAAUGUCCCAAACCCGGACUCUGUAGCUCCAGCAUCACUUCUCCUUUUCGGUCUGCGAAGCCAGACUCAGCUGCACAUUCCACUAAGCCACCAAACUCAGCUGCACUUUCCCCAGCUCCCAGGGAGCGUUGCGGUGCGGAUUGUUUGAGCCCUGACAACGCCCGGAUCGAGAACCGAUAGUACUCGGCGCUAAGUUUCUUUCCAACCCGCGCCCUCCUCUCGGUGUGGGACGAGUAGAGCGAAAGUCCAAGAAGUUUCCUCCGUUCUCGCGCACGCCUCCCAGGUGCACCAAAACCCAGGCGUCUGCUCGUCGCGAAGUGUAAUUGAUUCCGGCGGGCAAGCAAGUAGAAGAAGAAGCUUUCAGUUUCAGAAGUUUCGUCUCCAAAAUACUAGAGUUGGCCCAGUACAGUUCUGUUUGCAACUUUUACCGCUGCGGGGCGACGAGGGGAACGAAACUACUCAAGACAGCUACUCUUCGAACCGCGCAGAAAAGCAGAAAUAACGACGUGGUCAAGAACGACCUGUACGGUGUGGUAGCGAGGGACGAACAGCAGUAAAAAAGGAUCAGUACAUAAAGCCGGUUCUUUUUAUCCGGAAGAACCGUGACAAGCACAGCCGCCAGCAGUCGGGAAAGAUAGCUUCUCGCUCUACAACAUCAAGGCCUUCUUCCGCGACAAGGUUAACCGUGCACAACGACGACGCUGUGACGUUUGACGUCUGCAGGAGCUGCCUCUUGAGUACCAAGAAAGUCCUGGUCAACGCCAACGCGCUACAUUCCUCCUUCUACCGGCACAGUUUUUGCGCCGCAGCUUCCACGGGCUGCACUUAAGGGAAAAGGUAGCUGUAAGUACUCCUGUUCCGUCGGUCAAGGUUGUGUAUCCGCAAGUAGUAGAACAUCAACCAUGUACCGCCAGAAGCCGGUCGGGUCUCGCCUGUGCGAGAAACGGAAUGAGGAGAGGAGGCAGUUUCUGCACAAGGAGAAGCUGAGGACAAUGCAGCCCCACAUCGACACCAGCGAGCCCUUUUGCCUCCGGCUAGACCACAUAAGAAACAACCUGAAACGGGAGCAGCUGCUGGAGGAGAGAUACGGGGAGAUCGACCGAGAAAACAGGAUACUCCUCCAAAAAAUGUCGGACAUCAUGCGAAACAGCACGUUCGCAGCGCAGAAGCCCGGGGUGGGGGCGACAAGGCAACACGUCAGCAUGAACAGGGUAUGACAUUUUUUUUUCCUGUCAUAAAAUUAGCGAGGUCUGAGCAGGAUGAUUGAACUUCGUUGAGGAUAGUUUUGUCAUGGUUCCGUAACAACAGGAAGCACAUCAAAACGUUUCGGAAACAUCAACACAGGACGCAAGAAAAAAGGAGCUGCUAAGAAUCACGCAGGAAAAUCAGCUCAUACUGUUACCAGAUUGUAAAUCAGUGCAGCUUCCUCGCCGCGCAUUGACGGGAAUGAAGUAGAUUUUGUGAUGCAUAUUAUGUGGUAGAAGAUCGUUUUCGUGCACAGUAAAAUGUUGCGCCGUGAGGAAGGUUCCUUUUCGAAGUGCAUAAGUGAAGAGAAUCCAGCGAGCCCAACCCAUGUACAACCACAUCAAAUGGGAAGAGAGCUACAAGUAUUUUUCUGAUACUAGCACAGUGCUACUUGAUGCAGUUUUUUCAUUCAGUUUUCGCAUGGUAUUGCUGGUAAAGGUGAUUCCUACUGUCUCAUCCCGCAUGGCAAUCAUCUUAAUCCAUAAUGGGGGAGAGUGUAGGUGUACCAGUAAAGGAGCUUUGCAAAACAAAAUAUUUUUCAGGCAGAACCAGACGUACCUGAGAAAUUGCUGCGAAUACCCACUAGUCCUGCGGAAAUCCAUGGGUGGCGUCGGCAUGGAAACACUACAGCAACCAGCAAGCGUAGGAGAAGGAACGGGCAAACUGGAGAAGUACGGCGAGAAGAGCGCGGAUCUGAAGUAUGUGCUCAAGGAAGGUAUGUUGAAUAACGUAAAGUACUACUAAAGGUGUCGUUUCAACAAGCAGGGCAAAAACAAAAUCGUUUUCGGUAGCUUUGUUUGCAUGACAAAACUUUGCGACAAAUAUCUGCACAGGUAAGAAGAUUGGAGAGAGCUAUUACCUAGUGGAAAUGGCAACCGACGGGCGAACACUUACAAUCUCAGCGUACGACGGAGACACGCAGAAAACGCUCGAAUUGCUGGUACAACUGCAGCUCUGUAGCCCUUUUCGGAUGCGCAGCUCUGCACGAGAAGAUGUGAUGCACCGAUGUAGAAUAUUAGCAAUUAACUACUAACCUACCACGCUAUUAUCCAAAUUCUUGCAGGUGAACGAGAAGAACCACCGACGGUUGUACCGCGAGUGCAAUGGGGAUUACAGCCUGCUCGCAAACCGCUUGCACGUGGAACGCGACCGACUCAUCCUGGUCGACAACAUGGCCACCAAGGGCAUGGGAGGCGGGGCGGUAUACAAUUCUCCUUUUGGUUUUUGCAUAAGCAGGGCAGAUGUAGAGCAAGAUGCCAGUGUGGUCUUACUUCAAACGAGCAAUGCAUGGUGACAGAUGUGCAUUUUUUGGAGUAAUUGUUAUCCGUGACAGUGAGUAUCUGACGAGCAAUGCACGGGACUACAUAAGCUAUGAAUUCCGUAUUAAAACUCCAGGGAAAGCAGCUGAAUGCGGAUGAGAUGGUGACCAAGACCGGUAAGCACGUGGACAUCACGGUGGGCAAGGAUGGCGCUCCGGGGGUCAAUGUGAAAGGGUUGGCGUAGAAGAACUGCCGCGGCGGGGAUAUCAAAGGGAAAAAUCCCCCCUCCGCAUAUCGAAACGAAGUUUCUGAUGCUGGAUUUGCGUACACAAAUCAGGUCUGUCUUGCUGGAGAGAACUGCAGGCAUAUGCCAACCCUGGGCCGAGAGGUUUUGACGUAGGGGACUAGCGUGACAGAUGCCGGCUCUGUAAGCCCAACAGCAUCACAAACCGCCGGCAUAAUGCGGCGGACUCUCUGGCUUUGCCUUCUUGCAAGACAGCCAGGAUUUGUGACCUCCAAUCUGAAACCAAGGAGGAUGACAAAAGACGGAAAGAGACACCCGGAUCCGCAAAAGCACACCCGGAAUAUCUAUGGGAAAAAACAAAACAUGACAGGUGCAGCAAGACAAGGAGGGGCUGCGGAACAUUGAAAAUUCAUAAUACAACAGGUCCGUCCCCGAAAAAGUGACUACGACACUGCUUCGAUGUUGUUCUUAAACAAUGAAAUGAUGCGAACAAGUAGCUUCUUCUAGAAAUUUGUAUGCCGGAUGAGUAAGAAAAUUAUCGGUCGCGACCCAAGCCUUGGAGAAAAUCGCGUAAGUACCCCUAUAGUGAAGACGUUGGGCAAAAGCUUCGCUGUCAGGGGAGUGGUGUGGCACGUACAAGCUCAACCCAGAAGCAGAUCAGCGGAACUGUGGAGGGGUACAAAGCGGCACACUGAGUAGCGGGGUUAAACAGGACUAGAAUCCCAAAACUCUCAUUCAUCAUCAUCAUCAUCAUCCAAUCUGCAUCACAAAUUUUCAGACGAAUGCGUUUUCAAUAUGGGGAGGGGGGAUUUUUCCUCACAAUAAGGGAGUGGGUGAGCUUUGUGGAGGGGAACAGCUCACGAUCAGAGAUCCUUAUGGAUAAAUCCAAAGAACGAACAAAUUAGAACGCGAGACCAAGAAAUCCAAUCUUCGCUCAAAAGUUGCUCUCUUAGACCUUAUCAAUAUUAUGCUCAAUAGACAAGAUGCUUAACGUUGACAUUAUUAUACUCAAAUUAGAACUUUGCUGGAAGAAUCUUUACGCGACGCAUAAAAAGAGGCUGUGUGGCUGCUCCUUUUCCACCGAAAAACCUCUGCGAAGCGCUGAAUUUUACGCUUGAAUGCAGGCCGCUGGUACUGCACUCGUCAUCGUGGCGGUUCGUAAUUUAACUUGCCUAUCAGUUGAACUUGUCACGUGAGGUGACGUAGUUGCCGCUUUAUGUGUCAACAACUUUGCGGAGGAUGAAAUUAGACACGACGUGUUGGAUCAUUGCUAUAAUUACACCUCCUUUCGAGCUUGAAAUACUUGACACAACUGUUGCGUGAAAUAGACAAAUUUCACGCUGGCUGUCCUCACGCCGCACGUUGGUACAGAAAAUUGCUUUGUACAGAAUUGAAAUUGACAAAAAUAACGAUAAGGUGCAAGCUGAAGAAGUUGCUUGCAACUGCGAGAAG